Molecule: messenger RNA, 1189 nt
Organism: Medicago truncatula (barrel medic)
Lineage: Eukaryota; Viridiplantae; Streptophyta; Magnoliopsida; Fabales; Fabaceae
Product: glycine-rich cell wall structural protein 1.8
Exons: 1
Coding region: 108-1004 (298 amino acids)
Source: RefSeq, a predicted model, not a curated record
GGACCAAUUAAACGAGCUUUUGCACUCUUAUUGGUCCAACUGAAUUCCUAUAAAUAGCCAUCUUAAGGAUAGUGAAACCUCAGUUGUGGGAUAUCAAACACUUCCCAAUGGCAACUUCGAAAGUUCUUAGUAUUUUGUUCUUUGUGUUGUUAGGUUUCGGCAUUUGCUCUGCUGCUAGAACACUCCUCACCUUUGGUGUAGAUCAUCGCAUUGGUGCAGGUUACCAUGGUGACAUUGGUGUGAGUGGUGGUGGAGGUCAUGGAGGUGGUGGAGGUGGAGGUUCUGCCGGUGGUGUAGAUGGACAUGGGGGAGGAGCUGGUGGCGGUGAAGGUGUUGGAGGUGGUGGAGGAUAUGGAGGUGAUGGUGGUGGUGGGGGUGGUGGAGGAGGAACUGGAGGUGGUGGCGGUGGAGGUGGGUCUGAAGGUGGUGGAUAUGGUGCAGGAGCUGGGAAAGGUGGUGGGGAAGGAUAUGGUGGAGAUGUAGCACAUGGCGGUGGGUAUGCUGGUGGAGGGGGAGGUGGAACUGGUGGAGGUGGAGGCGGUGGUGGUGGGUCUGAUGGUGGUGGAUAUGGUGGAGGAGCUGGGAAAGGUGGUGGGGAAGGAUAUGGUGGGGGUGCAGCACAUGGCGGUGGAUAUGCUGGCGGAGGGGGAGGUGGAAGUGGUGGAGGUGGAGGUGGUGGUGGUGGUGCUGGGGGAGCUGGUGGUGGUUAUGGAGGUGGAGAAGGAGGUGGAGCAGGAGGUGGAUAUGGAAGAGAUCAUGGAGGAGGAUACGGAGGUGGAGGUGGAAGUGGAGGUGGUGGAGGAGGUGGUGCUGGUGGAGCGCAUGGCGUUGGAUACGGUAGUGGUGGAGGAACCGGUGGUGGAUAUGGGGGUGGGUCGCCUGGGGGUGGUGGUGGAGGUGGUGGCUCUGGUGGAGGCGGAGGUGGUGGAGGUGCGCAUGGAGGAGCAUAUGGUGGUGGUAUUGGAGGUGGUGAAGGUGGCGGCCAUGGUGGAUAUGAGCCCUGAGGAUUCAAUGCAAUUCAAUGUUAUGAAAGAACUCCUAGCACCUCUUAACUAUAAUAAUACCAAGAAUAAGAUAUGGUUACGAGGAUGCUUAUAAACUAUCACUAAAAUUUAUCUUUGCAUGUACGUGAAAAAUGUUGAAUGAAUGCAAAUUGAUUCUCUAGUCGAAGAUUUAUAAUGGUUUAUAA